Messenger RNA from Siniperca chuatsi (mandarin fish), 6730 nucleotides. RefSeq names its product zinc finger protein 236-like. Bases 111 to 4883 code for a protein of 1590 amino acids. The transcript has 27 exons. Lineage: Eukaryota; Metazoa; Chordata; Actinopteri; Centrarchiformes; Sinipercidae. Gene Ontology annotation, cellular component: nucleus. Gene Ontology annotation, molecular function: RNA polymerase II cis-regulatory region sequence-specific DNA binding; DNA-binding transcription factor activity, RNA polymerase II-specific. Gene Ontology annotation, biological process: regulation of transcription by RNA polymerase II. The record is from RefSeq and is a predicted model, not a curated record.
UACUCCGUGCAGUUGUGUGUCUUCAUGGGUAACAUGCUCUCUACAGAUGACCGAGUCGCCAUUUUGAAAAGCAAAUCGUUCACAGCACACCCGCCCUGAGUACUGGAACUAUGCCGCGGGGCCGGCCUCGCAAACUGAGAGUUAAAAGCAACGACGAAACAGAUGCGGAUGAAACUAAGGGGGAAAUUUUCAGUGAUGGAGACAAGAAGUGCACAAUAUGCUCCCAGAUCUUUACCACUGAGAGCCAGCUGCAGAAGCACCUCCGUGAACAUGAGAUCAAUGAUAAGCCACAUCGAUGUGACCAGUGCCCACAGACGUUUAAUGUGGAGUUCAACCUCACACUCCACAAGUCCACACACACGACCUCUGACUUCACCUGCCCUGUUUGCAAUAAAAAGUUCUCGCGCAUCGCCAGCCUCAAAUCGCACAUCAUGCUGCAUGAGAAGGAGGAGAAUUUAAUCUGCGUAGAGUGUGGAGAUGAGUUCAUUCUUCAGAGCCAGCUCUCUCUGCACUUGGAGGAGCACCGUAAGGAGCUGUCGGGCAUCAAGGUCUACAUCUGCAAGACCUGCGACAAGGAGUUCAAGACGUCUGCACACCUCAAGGAGCACAUGAAGAGUCACGUCAAGAUGAGGCCCCUCACCUCCACUUCCAGAAACUACAAGAAAAGCAUUGACCGCAGUGGGUUCACAAACAGCUGCCAUCACUGUGGAAAGGCUUUCAAAAAGCCCAGCCAGCUUGUUAGACACAUACGAAUACACACAGGUGAGAGGCCCUAUAAGUGCACACACUGCGGCAAGGCUUUCAACCAGAAGGUGGUGCUGCAGACUCACAUGGUGAGACACACUGGAGAGAAACCUCACCUCUGCAUGUUCUGCCCCGCUUCCUUCUCUCAGAAGGGGAACUUGCACUCCCACGUUCAGAGAGUUCAUUCUGAGACUAAAGGCGUACCGCUCUUCCCGUGCAUGGACUGCAGCUGUGCAUUCAAGAAGUUGGGCAGCCUGAAUGCCCACAUCAGCAAGAUGCACAUCUCUGUGAUUGAGGUGCCCUCCAGCACUUCGGAGACAGAGACAACAGGCCAGGCUCCUGGGGGGUCAGAGGGCGGCGAGGGGGUGACAGAUGUCAUCCAGCAACUUCUAGAGCUGUCUGAACAGGUCAGCGGGGAGACAGCCCAGCCCCAACCUCCAGAGCCAGCUAUUGCCAUGGAAACUGCCAUCAACCAGGACAUCCUGCAGCAAGCUCUGGAGAACAGCGGGCUGAGUGUGGUCCAGCCGCAGAGUGAUGCCACAUCCAGAGAGACACAGAACCAGACCACUGAGAGCACUGCUGUAGAAAGCAAGAAAGUACCUGACAAACCGGCCAGGGAGAAGAAAAGGAGCAUUUUCAAGAAACCUAUACAAAUGCCAGGUUCCAUCAGGGAGGAGAAUGGUGUUCGCUGGCACGGCUGCCCAUACUGCUCCAAGGAGUUCAAGAAGCCCAGCGAUCUUGUUCGCCAUAUCCGCAUCCACACCCACGAGAAGCCUUUCAAGUGCAAACAGUGCUUCAGAGCUUUUGCUGUCAAGAGUACCCUCACAGCACAUAUGAAAACGCACACGGGUAUCAAGGCCUUUGAGUGUCAGUGUUGUCUGAAGUGCUUCUCCACUUCUGGCAGCAUGAAGGUACACAUGCGUCUGCAUACAGGUGUACGUCCUUUCCCCUGCCCUCACUGUGACAAGAUCUUUCGCACAUCAGGCCACAGGAAAACACACAUUGCUUCUCACUUCAAAAGCUUACAGCAGAAGAAGCACAAGUUUCCCCGAAAAACCAACAAAGCCAAAGUGUCCAAGAGUAGCGUACCUCUUCCUGAUAUCCCGCUGCAGGAACCCAUCCUCAUCACUGACUUUGGCUUAACAGGCCUCAUCCCAUCCCAGAACCCUCGCUUGGCUUUCCAACAAUACCUGGAGGUGGUGGGCAAUGACCGGCCAUACAAGUGCCAGUUCUGUAGUAAGGCCUACAAGAAAUCAAGUCAUCUGAAACAGCAUGUCAGGUCUCAUACAGGAGAAAGGCCCUACAAGUGUGUGCAGUGCAGUCGAGGUUUUGCCUCCUCAGGAGUCCUCAAGGCUCACAUCAGGACCCACUCAGGCCUAAAGGCAUACAAGUGUCUGAUGUGCGACACCACGUUCACCACCAGCGGCAGCUUGCGACGCCACAUGACCACCCACAGUGACCUGAGACCUUACAUGUGCCCCUACUGCCAGAAGACCUUCAAGUCUUCACCCAACUGCAGGAAGCACAUGAAGACACACAGGUAUGAACUGGCCCAGCAGCUGCAGCCCCAGUCAACAGAAGACCCCUUAGGAGGGGGCACUGUGGCCCAUGAUAUGCAGGUGGAAAUAGAGGGAGAUUCCCUCCAGCAGCCACCUGCUACCUCGGCAGAGCAGCAAAGCAUGCUGGGACUGGGCCAGACAGAGGUUGUGAAUGGAAGUCAACAAGUGACAUUGGAGGCACCCCUGACUGAUCAACCCCUUGUACAAGGAGAAGACUCUUAUGUGACUACCCAACAUGCUUUGCCUCAGAAUAUCAGCCAGUUUGAGACACCAGCACUCCCUCAGCCUGCCUUUGACCAGCAAGCUCUAACGCAAGGCUUCACCAUCACUGAAUCGAGCUACAAUCAGUCCCAGUUCUCCACCGUCCAGCAGCUGCAGGAUUCCAGCACCCUGGAGUCUCAGGCUCUGUCUUCCAGCUAUCACCCCCCAAAUCUGCUUCACGUUUCCAGUGCUGAGGUGACAAAUGGGCUUCUUCAGCAGAGCAGUCAGGAUGAGCUUCAGCUGACUACUGAAACACAGGACUACCAGGAUAACUGUGAGGACAGCAGCAAGAGAGCCUACAGGUGCAGUUGGUGUAGUAAGGGCUUCAAAAAGUCAAGCCAUCUGAAGCAGCACGUGCGCUCCCACACUGGGGAGAAACCAUACAGAUGUCAUCUCUGUGGACGAGCCUUUGUAUCAGCUGGAGUGCUGAAGUCCCACCUCAAUACACACACAGGAGUGAAGCCCUUUAAGUGCAAUGUUUGCGACGCCUCAUUCACCACCAAUGGCAGCCUGAACCGCCACAUGAUUAUCCACAUCAAGUCUUUCAAAUGCUCCAUGUGUGACGAGAGCUUCAGGACCAGCCUGCUGUGUAAAAAGCAUAUGAAGAAGGAGCAUGCUGUGGAUGAUCAAAUUAUAGGUCUGGAUAGUCAAGAUGUUGAGGAAGAGGAGGAGGAGGAAGAGGACGAGGACGGGGAGCAAAAGACAUUAAAGAGACGGGGUUUGGAAAUCAUCACAUUCACUGAGGAGCAGGCGGCCGAGCUGGCGAAGGAUCCUGGUGAGGAGGCCUCGGUGUCGGAGCGGAUCCUCGCCCAGUCAGCGGCUGAGAGGGAUCGAAUCAGCGAGAUCAAAGACAAGGCAGUGGAACUGGAAACAGAACCCAAGUUUGCUAACUGCUGCAGUUUCUGCCCCAAGAGCUUCAAGAAGCCCAGUGACCUCGUCAGACACAUUCGGAUCCAUACAGGAGAAAGACCUUACAAGUGUGAUGAAUGUGGGAAGAGCUUUACAGUGAAAUCUACCCUGGACUGCCACGUGAAGACGCAUACAGGUCAGAAACUGUUCAGCUGUCACAUGUGCAACACCUCCUUCUCUACAAAGGGCAGCUUAAAGGUGCACAUGCGUCUCCACACUGGCUCCAAGCCCUUCAAAUGUCCUUUCUGUGAACUCCGCUUCAGAACUUCAGGCCACCGCAAAACCCACAUCCAGUGCCACUUCCGGCCAAGCAGCGACAGAAACACAUCCAAGCGGUCUGCCUCAUCUACUGGGCAGUCCAGUCAGAGUCAAGACCCAGGGACUGGGCAGGCUGUGGCACCGGGCCAGGGACAGCAGCCAGCAGCGUCAGAGGCUCUUCAACCUGUGGGUCUGCUACAAACGUCCAACUCUGACCCCAACAUUUACCUCCCAGCCAACCAAGUCCUGACAGGGCAGUUUGACCAGAAUCUUCUGCAACCAGGACUGGUGGGACAGGCCAUCCUGCCUGCCUCUAUGUCAGCUGCUGGAGACUUGACUGUGUCUCUCCCAGAUGGCCUGACCACACUGGAUGGCAUCCACCUGCAGUUGACGCCUGCCAACCUGGUGUGCCCCAACGUCCAGAUCUCUGGCAUCGACACCAGCAACAUCAACAACAUCACACUACAGAUUGACCAUGCCCUCCUCCAGCAGACCUUACAACAAGGCGGCCUCCUCUCUCAACCCCUGAGUGUUGACACAGGCCUCGUCUCCCACUCUGGCAGCCAGCUCAUGUCCACCACUGACUCCUCAGUGUCCGCCAAUGUCGUCAUCCACCCACUGACCAGUCUGGCCCUGCAGCCCUCCGCCAUCACACCUGCUCAGGUCACAAUGGCCGGCCUCUCUGAGCAGGAUGCCACAGGUUCUCAGGACCUAAGCCAUGUCAUGGGCAGCUCUGGGCUGAUAGCCGGAGGCACCAGUGGUCAGGAGAUCACACUGACCAUCAACAAUCCCAGCCUGACUCAAGCCCUUGCCUCAGCUUCUUGUUCCAGUGCUGCAGCAGGAAACCCUCAGGAGAUCACACUCACCAUAUCAGGUCAAGAUCUGCUUGCCCAACAUAGCAACCCUAAUGGUGCCGAGAUGAACGGCAGCAUCAGGCUGGCAUCACCACUCAAUAGCCAGCCCACCAGCGCAACCCUGACUAUUACCAAUGACCACCUCCUACCUCAGAGCCCCGCCAACACUGGAAUGGCAGAUAUUUCCCAAGACUGGUCGGAUGCUUCAGCUCGAUGUGUCGUUUCAAACAUCUGCGACCCAUCAGAUUCUGUGACCCGAAGCAGCGGCACGCCGGGUGCCGUAAAAUAUAGUGUGUGAGCGUCGUUUAACUCUUGCGGGAGUGAACGACGCUCACAUUCAGUAGUUGCAAACAGAUAUGUUCAGUUCACCGUUCACCCCAAACAUGAGCAUGUUCAAUGAAUGGACAGCGCCCCUUUAAGCGCAUUCAUGCACAACAAUGCAUGCCACAUAUGCUGUUUACAGUGGUUGCAGAUUUACCACUCGAAAGUCUUAGUAAUUUUUAAAACAACAGGUCUUCUAUUUCACACAGUAUAGUAAACAAAAGCAGGCUUCUCAUUUCUAGCUGGUGACCGUUGAUUUUGUCAGCUGAAAUUACUGUUGCUAGCAGAUUUUUAUCAGUUUUAGCUAGCUAGCUAAUUAACGCUAAAUCUGUGAGUUAGUUAAAACCUGCGUCUCUAGCUGACUAAUGUUUUCUGCUUACUCUUUUUAAUUAGGAACCAUGUAAUAGGGCCUUAAAUAUAUAUGUGCUGGCUACAUACAUGGUCUAAAAACAAAAACAGACGGUAAAGCUACAUGUCCCAGGGAAAAAGUCAAAAUAUGUUCUUUACUUUGGAAGAAACACUAGGUUACUACUGUACUGUAGGUGGUAGGCUAGUUUGCCAGGCAUGCUAAUGUUUUCAGUUUAUGUUAGAGCAGACAAACACUGUUUAAUCUAUUCCUCAUAAUUUUGCUGUUGUGUUUUUGUCUUUGGAAAUGUGAAAAAAUAUAAUCGUACAGUCUUUCCUAGUGUACCGAGAAACAGACCACACUAUGGACAAAAUUGAGCCAGGCACACUUCGAAUAUCAGCUUUAGCUCCGGAACAAGUUUUAGCAUGUCAUCCAUCUUUCUUUCCUCUUUUUCUGCUAUAAAAUUAACCUUGAAUGAAGUGCAAAUGUAUGUAUACUGUACAUGCAUCUAUCAAGAGGAUGUACAUUUGUGAAUAUGUGAAUUGUUACUUAAUAAUUGUGCAAACCAAUCCGUGAUAAGAAAGCAAAGGGCUUGUGUGCUGUGAAGUGAGCAAAUAUGAUUUGUUUAGUCAGAGAUAGCUUCCUGAUUGUUCUGUUGACUGGCUCGCUUGUCACCUAGAAGCUUAAUCAAAUUUUCAGUCUCAUCUCUCCCUCUUCAUUACCCUCCCCUCUCAACUCAAGUGGAAAACACUCCCACUGCUUCACAGAGAGCAUCUCUGCUUUUGUUGAUUAGACUGAAGCAGUCCUGUAAAAUACAGGUACACAUUAUAAGGUCAUCAAAACAAUCCAUGUACUGCAACCGCUGGUCCAAAGAUCAACUCACAUUGAGGCCUGUAACCAUAGAAACCAUUCUAUUCUCCAACCAGUGCAGUUCUCCAACCAAUUAACAAAUUAAUCUGAAAAUCCUGAUCCUAAUUUCAUUUGUUUAAAUGGAGAGUUUUAGUCUCAAAUAAUGGUCUUAAUGGUGUUUCUGAGACACUUUUGUUCAAAGAAGAAAAAAGUGUGGUUGACUCGUUGAAUUGCAAUUUUUAGGUCAAAUUUGCAGUUGUUUAAUAUCUCACUCCUAAUAUUUCACUCCUGAUUGAUUUGUUACUGGUGGUAACAGCAAGUUCUGUUUUAAUAUGACAGAUCCCAGAAUUCUGGGAGCUAAAAACACUACUACACUACAGCUACUUUGUCAGAAAUCCAACAGAAGAGCAAGUGGUGUAUCUGUUUACACUACAGACAAACAUUCUUACCUUGUUUUAAUAAAGAAAUUAGUCGAUAUAUGGCCUUUUUCCAUCCUGCCAUGCUGAUUUCAUGCUGCACAUGGUGCAAGUAGGUUACAGUAAACGGAGUUGGUUACCUUGCUGAGAAGUUAUGCAUGGGCCACACUGCCUACCUCUACCUGUGCGUGGCGGCUGCCUCGCUGAAAUGCU